AAGUAUUAAUUUUAUUUCAAUAAUACAUCUGUAAUACAUAAUAUAAUAUCGGUUAGAAUUAAAAGUAGUAUGUAGGACUUUCCGGUAAUGCUCUAUCUUCUCAUGUCAUUAAGGUUCUAAAUUUUAGGAAUUACCUAGGCACUUAGUGUGCUCAUCGUUAUCACAUAUUGCUAACAUAUUAGUUUGUAUAUAAAGCAUAAUUUUCAGGGUCUUUAAGUCAUGCCUAUGGGAGAAAGCAAAUACAAUUUCUCAAAUUAACGAAAUUUUCAAUUAAAAAAAUCGGAGAACUAUAAACAUACACACCUUCAUAUACAGCUGCUCUUAAAUAAGUCAAAUAAAGGUAGAUAUAACGAAUUGAAAUAUUCUAGUUCCGGAAGUGUGUUCAUAGGAGUAUAAGUACCUAUAUCGCUAGGUGUGCACUGCGGUAUGAAAUCCCAUAAAUAAUGGAUAAUUAACGUAAAUUGUCAUUUCUUGCUUUUAAUGGUUUGAUGGUUAAAUGGUGACAGUGAUAAUUCAGAUUUCAAUAAAGUUCGAAUAGAAAUACAACAAUAAACAUAUAAACAGGUUUUUUCAUGAUUUUGACAUACGUAUUAACAGAAGCCGGAAGUAAAAGUCAACAAAUGGGCUUUAACGUGUACCGGUUUAAAAAGCAUUAAUUGUUAAAUAUAAUUAUCUAAAAGAUUUUCUGUUUUUGGAAUUCAUGGUCAUAUGUAUGUAUGAAUGUACGUAUGCAUGUAUGCGCAAACGCCAAUUACAAAACCAUUUCGCUGCGUAGGUGGUUAUUGCCCAAUUGAUUUGAGCCAAAAAUCGCAACUAUACAUAAAUAGUGUUUAAAUUUCGCAAAUCAGCAUCAGAUACAGACAUUCGUCGUAAAGCAAUCAAGAAUCUAAACAAAUUUAAAAAUGAAAUUCCUCAUCUGCUUAGCUCUCCUUUUCGCCGUCGCCCAAGCUAACCCCGGCAUCGUGGCACCUUUGACUUACUCAGCUGUACCCACAGUAGCCACCUACGCCGCCUCUCCCUAUGCCUACAGCGCUUAUGCCGCACCUGCCGUUUCCACCUAUUCACACGCCGCUUACUCUGCCCCAGCUGUGGCCACUUACUCGCAAGUUGCUGCUCCUGCUGUGUACAGUGCACCAUUCGCCCGUUUUGCCGCAGUCGCUCCUGCUGCCUACUCUGCUCCAGUCAUCUCCACACUCCUGAAGAAAUAAGUUUUAUUGGAAACAAAAUAAAAAUAUUUGUGCAAUAGUUGAAGGAUCUGUAUACAAGUAUAUGUGUAAAAUUAAUAAAGGCUUUGUUGGAAAUGAGC
Bactrocera oleae (olive fruit fly) is the source of this 1306-nucleotide messenger RNA. The record is from RefSeq and is a predicted model, not a curated record. Lineage: Eukaryota; Metazoa; Arthropoda; Insecta; Diptera; Tephritidae.